Molecule: messenger RNA, 6677 nt
Organism: Danio aesculapii
Lineage: Eukaryota; Metazoa; Chordata; Actinopteri; Cypriniformes; Danionidae
Gene: slmapa
Product: sarcolemma associated protein a
Exons: 15
Coding region: 1183-3078 (631 amino acids)
Biological process (GO): regulation of voltage-gated sodium channel activity; protein localization to plasma membrane; regulation of membrane depolarization during cardiac muscle cell action potential
Molecular function (GO): protein binding
Source: RefSeq, a predicted model, not a curated record
GAGCCCCGCGGCGGUUUGUGGCCGGUGUGUAUGUGUGUAUAUAUCUCUUCAGGAGGACGACUUACUUACAAUUAUCCCGUCGCAUACAACGAUUUUUCCUCCCGUUUCCAGGGUUCCGGAAAGUGGAGACCUCCAUGGCUUAACGCGGGACCGUGUCAUGGACUUUAUUCGUGUAUGACUUUCUUUUCUGGGGAAUUUUUCGUGUCUCUCAGCGGGCUAAGCUAGUUACCGAGCUCGCGAGCUAAUACUGGAUUUACGCAAAUUCUCCGCGCAUGAAAGUUCCACAGACCGAACAAAUAGCAGUUUUUUUGGGGAUAAAUCAACUCGGGGUUAUUUAUAAAGUCUCUUCUAGUUCGGACGGCUCGAUAAGGGGAAGGUAGAAGGCCAGUGAUACCUCAGCUUAGCUAACGAGCUAAUAUGAAGUUAGCCAGCUAACGCUCUCGUGCGCAAGAAAACACCCUCCGCGCGAGCUGUGCUCUUGUAUUCAAUCUUGACAGCUAAAUACUUGCAUUUGAAGUCUGUUUAAAUAGGCAUUUGAGGUAUUUUUCAAUAUUAAUCACUCUGUCUUGGGGAGUGGUGGCUUGAUGGUCUGCUCUGCAUACUUCAGCCAAACCCACUCACAUUAUUAUUAAUCUUCAUUAUGGUUUAACACUUUCACAAGUGCAUUUCGUGCCUAGAAAUCAUUCCCUCUAAAUAUAGACACACAUGUCAACUUGACAGUAAUACUUGUUUUUUUUUAGGAGAACAGGUUGACCAAUUCAACAGGUUAUUGGUGUACUAGUUGCUGGGUUGUUUACUGGUCAGGCCUAUGCUUGUAAAGGGGGAUGAGGAUGACUUGUGUUGGGAACGAAGUAUAACAGCUCGAAUUGUGGACUGUCAUCUGGACACACAGAUUUGUAUGGAAUUGGGCAGCUGUUUUGGGUUUUGUUCGGGAACAUGGGGGUCUCGCAAGGGGGCAAGAAGUCAUCUACAUAGUGUAUAAAUAUACAGUCUUGUUGACGUUAUGUAGUCUGUUUAGCAGGAGUCUUUUUGUAGAGUUGGAAUUUUUUGUUCGUAUUACUAUGUGCGUUGGUCUGCUGGUAAUUUAUUAGGAAGAUAGGAGAAUUGGAGCAACAGGUCAGUCUGGAUCAAGAAACCCUGUCUUUCGUCUCUGGUUGGAGUAACACUCCCAAGCCAUCCUCAAUGCCUUCAGCGCUGGCCGUGUUCACCUGCCGCCCGAAUUCACACCCGUUUCAGGAACGUCAUGUUUACCUGGAUGAGCCGGUCAAAAUCGGGCGCUCCGUGGCCCGGUGUCGCCCUGCCCAAAACAACGCCACCUUCGACUGCAAAGUGUUGUCGAGGAAUCACGCUCUGGUGUGGUUCGACCACAAGACAGACAAGUUUUAUCUCCAGGACACCAAAAGCAGCAAUGGGACCUUCAUCAACAGCCAGCGUCUGAGCCGCGGGUCGGAGGAGAGUCCUCCCUGUGAGGUGCUCUCCGGUGACAUCAUUCAGUUCGGGGUGGAUGUGACUGAAAACACCCGGAAAGUCACCCAUGGCUGUAUAGUGUCCACCAUCAAGCUCUUCUUACCAGAUGGCAUGGAAGCUCGGCGGCGUUCAGAUGUUGUUCCUGCACCACUGCCACUGGCUAUUGAUAAGGUGUCUGCAAGUACUCCCAGUAUGUAUUCUCAGGAACUGUUUCAGCUCUCCCAGUACCUGCAGGAGGCCUUACACAGAGAGCAGAUGCUGGAGCAGAAGUUGGCCACACUGCAGAGGCUGCUGGCCAGCACACAGGAGGCGUCAGAGAGCAGCUGGCAGGCUUUAAUCGAUGAGGACCGGUUACUCUCUAGAUUGGAGGUGAUGGGGAAUCAGUUGCAAGCAUAUUCAAAAAACCAAACCGAAGACGGUAUCCGAAAGGAGCUUGUAGCCUUAACAGAGGACAAACAUAAUUAUGAGACGACAGCCAAAGAGUCCCUGAGGCGGGUCCUUCAGGAGAAGAUCGAGGUGGUCAGAAAGCUGUCUGAGGUCGAGAGGAGUUUGAGUAACACAGAAGACGAGUGCACACACCUGAAAGAGAUGAACGAACGCACACAGGAGGAGCUCAGAGAACUCGCUAACAAAUACAACGGAGCCGUCAAUGAAAUCAAGGAUCUGACAGAAAAGAUCAAGUUGGCGGAGGAUAAACAUGAGGAGCUCACGCAGAAAGGCCUAAAUGAGAAGAAAGAGCUGCAGAUGCGGAUCGAGGAGAUGGAGGAGAAGGAACAGGCGCUUCAGGCUCGAAUCGAAGCUCUGCAGUCUGAUAUGGAGGCUUUGCGAGAGCAGCGAGAGAACACCAUCACCACCACCAGAGAGGAGCUGUACAGCGCUCAGGAAGAGAUCCUGGUGCUCCGGCACACCAUGGAGGCUGCCACCGCCGAACGGGAGCGAGAGAUCGCCGCUCUACAAGGAGACCUGAGCGUCGUCACUGCCGAGCUGGACAAAUGGAGACAGACGGCAGCCAAAUAUGAAGUGGAGAUCAGCAAUCUGCAGGCCAGCUUCCAGCUCCAGAGCCAGCACCAGGAGAGAGCUAGCCAGCUCCAAGGUGAAUUGGAGAAGCUGCAGGCCGAUUGCUCUGGUCUACAGAAUGAAUGUGACAGUCUCCGGGCUGAGAAAACCACACUGAUGCAGAAACUCCACAGACUAGAGGAAGAGCUCGACAGCUCCAGAGAGCGGAGUGCGACGUUGAGCAGCAAUCUGAACGCUCUGGAGAAAUCCCAGGGUGAUCUGGAGAAUAAACUGGGCUCAAUACAGGACCAGCACCAACAGGACGCCAGCAAGCUGAAGAUCCAGCUGGCCCAAGCCGAGAACCGCACCAGAGACCUGCAGAAGGAGUACGAUGACACUCAGAGUCUGCUGUCUGAUCUGCGGCAGCGCUAUGAACAGACGGAGCAGGAGAAACGCUCAAUCAACGAUGAGCUUGAACAGUGCAAAGUCAACCUCAAACUCCUGCAGGACAAGGGCAGCAAUAGCGGAUGGAUGCCCUGGAUGCCGGUGGUUGCGGCCGUAGUGGCUGUUACGGCAGUGGUGCUUUAUCCCAGUUUGUCCAAGAGCUCAUCCUGAGAAUGUUAACCAAUCACAACACCACCGCUUCCUGUCCCAAACACGGCCCUCUGUCCAAUCCCAGUGUCAGAUUUAGAGUUCUGACCAUAAUACCUCUCGUUUUGUUUUUGACAAUACAGCCCCCCCGCCUGAUGUCUGUGUAAAAUGCAAAUGUAUAUAGUAUAGAAUGAAAGAGGGAAUACAAUUGUAAUGCAUAUUAUAGAAUAAAUAAUCUAUCUGCAUUUUUGUCACUCGGAUGGGAAUUUUUGGAUUAUUCAAAUGGCCUAAAAUAGGUCUUUUUCUUUGGGGAUGGGUACUGUAUUUUAUUCUGUUAGUGAAGUUUUGUUCCUCGGACUCUUCUUUGUGGGUUUGCCAUGUGGUAAAUCCCAAUAUAUGUACAGCCAAAUGAGAAACCUAGGGCACAAAGGGGUGAAGUGCCUACUUUAAAUACUACUACUAUAGAUCACAUUGAAGUGCCACUCUUGUUCCACUCAUGCAGCGUAUCAUCAACUCAAUCUCGAAUGGAGACAAAAAAACAACUGAAAAGUCUACAUUUUUACGUCGUGUGCUGUUAUUGUGUGUUCAAAUCCGACAUGCUUCUAGCACAGUGAGAUGUCGUCGUUCUCUAUGGCUGUUGUAUCAUGUAUUAUACGCAAAUGUUCAUGUCAGAAACACUACAAGUUAUAUAUAGGGGAUUUUGAAAUUCGACGUUCUUGAUUGUGGUCAAUGGAAAAUGGAAUGAAACGUUGACCUAAAACGAACAAAUAAAACACACACACACACACACACACACACAAACGUAGCUUUUUACCAACACACUGUCCUGCUGUCUGGACUAAAAAGGAGCACUUUGAGUUCACAGCUCCUGUUGUUUGUUUCUGUACUAAAUCUCCGACAGUACCUCCUCAAAAAAAAAAGGCUCUGGGAUUUUGCUGCCUUAUCUGUAACAUAGGUUUCUUUAACAGAAUGAUAUCGGAUGCUUUAAAGAUGAAUGGGAAGCACUCUUGUGAAGCACAGAAAAGUUAUUUUUGUUGGUGAACGGAGUGAAUUUGUUGAAAUGUGGAUGUUGUGCGAGCUGCUUUGAGAGACUUUUGGAGGAAGAUGAAUUAACCAAUGAUGUGUUUGGUGUGUGGUUCACAUUUGUCUGCUGUGCUGUAAAUAAACAGACGUGGAGCAUAAAAAAAAGCCUAACUCUGCUUCAACGUGUCGAGGACUUUUUUUUUUUUGCAUCUCUCUCUAUUAUUAUUAUUUUUUUUGUAUCACUUUACUGAAAAGUCAACAAUCCAUUGAACGCUUCAACGUGGAUUUGACCACGAAUGCAAAACAAAGCAAAGCUUGUAGCACAGAAAGGAUAGCUUUAAAAUGAUCUCUUGCAUUUUUGUUCGUGAUGCUUUCAUUAAACAGCAUGAUGGACUUUUUAUUCUUUAGUUUGUUUUUUUUAAUCGUUCUUCACGUUAGACGAAUGCUUAGGCGGUUUGUAAAUAUGUAUGUAUGAAUGUCUGUGUGUAAAUAUAUGUUAUAGUCACAAAAGAAUAAAACUUGGUUAUAAAUGAUAUUGGUCACAUCUAAUUUGCUGCUGAAGACACUUGAUUGACACUGAUUAAAUACGAGUUCUCAGUUUUGUUUUCUAGGUGAAUUUUUAACAUUAUUUUGGCGCGUAAACAAGUGUUUUUUUAAUAUUUAGCAUUUUUGAUUACACAUUAAGACCAACGCAGACCAAGGCUUUUUUUCUAACUAGUUUCUGAACUUAUUAAUGCAGACUCAAACUUUAAAUGCAUAAUUUUUUGUUUCAAGUUUAAACAGAUCAUCACUGAAGCUAUCUACGCUGUUUUUUUUUAACUUAAAGAUUGUAUUUUAGUGUCUUUAUUUUGUCAUUUUUCUAAAAUGGUGGACUAAGGUUUCUCACAAGUCUUAAAUCUAAAACUUGUUUUUCUUUUCUUUGUGUUUUCCAAGAUACUUUAUCUUUAAACUGGUCAGAAACUUCCAACUAAGGCCGAGUUCAGACUGCAGGAUUUCCAAAGUAGUGGCGUCUCAGAUGUUUGACAUUGCAUGGCUAACGUUCCGUCACUGCUGUGUUUACACUAUAGGAUGGAUCGGCGACAGGGGGUUUCACACUGCAUGACCUUACAAUAGGAAGAAUCAGACAACUUUGUCUCGGUCCACAAACUACGUCUCGCAACCAAACACACGCGAGAAGUGACAAGGAAACAACACGAGGUCAUGUAGCAUAUCUUUAGUUAUUAACUUCAUAAUAAGAAAGAAGCCUUUAGUGUGGUAGAAAAUGUACUUAUUUUGGUCACCUAGCUUUUGAAGGGAAUUAGCCAUUUCUCUCAAACUUUUUCUUUUUCGACCCAGUUAUGGUAUUGCUCAGAUGACACAUCAAGCAGGCACAGGUGCUCCUGCAAAAUUACCACUAGGUUUUCUUCCAUUUCUUGGGUCCAAAUAGACCAAAAAGAAGCCCUUUUAACAUCUCCCCCAACCUCCCGCUGGCCUGCAGAGCCCCAUACUUGUGGAUAGCUGCUCUCAUAAUAGGUGUUAAAAUGUUGUUUCCUUAUAUAAUAAUGUUUCCAUCCACCUAUUUUAUGCACAUAACUGAGUAAGACAAACUUUUUAAUUGAUAAGAUGCGCAUAAACUACAAUGGAAACACUUUUACCACACAAAUUUCAGCAUGCGCAUUAAUAAAGUCAUGUGAUUCUGUUAAAAGAGAUCAUGUGAUGAUGAAAAUGUGUGUAAAUGGACAAACCAGCAGGCUGAGCACACUGUAAACCAUCUGAACUGUUGUUUUGGUCAUUCUAAAACACCUUACCGUUUCAGUAUUAGUGUUAUUAUAUUAUUAAUGACCUCCAGAAUCAAGAGCGUCUGACACCUUCUAACGGCACCGCGCGUUCACUGCGUGUCAGGAUUGCCUUCUGAGGUAGAAGUCAUUUAUUAGAUGAAGAAAAGAUUGACGCAGCUUCUCCUACCACAGUAAAUUCAGUUUUUACUGUUGAUAUUUGCCACCAGAUAAUCAGGAAGUGGCGAUUCUGUUCGCUUUGACUCGUUGGAUGGAAACGCUGCUUUACUCGCACGUCUUUUAUGCGAUAAUUCAGUUUUGCGCAUAAAGUUCAUUCGCAUUUUUGGAUGGAAACAGCUAUUGACUGUAGUAAAUCACAGAUGUUAUUUUCAAUCAGAACACUUUUCACACGGCCUGAUUUGAAUCGCCGACAGCUCCAGUUAUUUAGCAUGCCAAAUAUCUGACAGGUGUCGUCUAUGAUAGUUCACACUGUGUGAUUGUCACUUAAGUGAACGAGCACCGGUUUACCUUUGAUUGCAGGCAUUUGGUGACGAUUUCUCAGAAAAGGAGUCAAAAUCAGGGCUAAAAUCAUGCAGUCUGAACUCUGCAUAAGACAGUACAGUACAGCGCACUGCCUGUAUAUAUUUAUAUUGGUAAAUAUUGUUUAUUUUCUUGAAUUGAGAGCUCGGUACGACUUGUUGAAGAUCAGCUGUAGUUCAUGGUCAGAAAUCUAUUUUAAAAUAACACAGGAUGAUAUAAAUGAAAUAGUGUGUUAGACACAGAUAAAGGGUUUAUUUGCACUAACACGUGUGAUGUGCAUGACUCCAAUAAAACAUCUGUCCUUGA